GCCUAGGAUGAUUCUGCAAGAACAGCUGUGUGGUGAGACAGAAAGAGAGAAGAGUAGGCUCCUGUUAUGUACCAGAAGAAAAAGCAAUGACAGAAUGGUGAUGAACCGAAGAUGUUGCUUAACUGUCUGAAACAGGUUGUGUAGCAAGAAAAUCAUACUUUUUGUUUAAUAAAAGACAAAAACAAUAUACACGAGAAGUGCAAGAUGGCCUCAAAUACAGCAGGGAUGCUAAGGUAGUGCCAAGUAUUUUGUUUCCUUUUGACUUAUGCAGGUACAAGUGGAGGAAUUAAUAAAAUACUAAUUAUUAGGACAACACAGUUGCAGCCAAAUUUGACUGACAGAAUUCUGUUAAAUAUGAAUCUUUCUUGUGCACAGAAAAGAUGCAGACAUUAAUUAAAAUUAUCUUAGCCCAGACUUCUUCAGUUCUAGCAUAAAAACCAUGGCAGACUUGACCAGAAGUCAAGCGCUUCCCUGGAGAUUCUCCGGGAGGUGACUCUAUGUGCCCCACGGCCCUCAGUGCUCCUACCUCCAGCCUACCUGGCUGAAUGCAGUCAAGAAGAAACAUCCAAGGCAGCUAUAGUGCUCUUAGAGUGGAGUCCCUCCUGACAUUAGUCAACUAUUAUGAAUAAUAUUACAGACAGAUGCAGUAUUAGUCACUCUAAACCAGAAAGCAAAACAAAACAAACCCUUACCUAAAGCUCUUAAAACCGUCAAGUUUAGUGAUAACGCUUAAACAGAAAGAAAAAGACUAUUGUUAUCUCUUAGUCUGGUUUUAAAAACUUUGUAUUUUGUAAGUGAUAAAUUCACAGAUCAUGAUAGUUUCUUGGUGACGUUUGUUGCUUAUACUGCUGGGCGGUUGAAACAAGCUGCAUAUGAGGAAAUCGUUACUGCAUUGCUAAUAAAGUCUUGCAGUGCUAGCUAAAGCAGAUGGAAGUCCACUGCCUUUUCCAAGAAUCAGCAAGUUGCUUCUCUUGGCUCACAUAUACAGGCUUGCGCAAACUGUCGACUUCAGAAGCUGGCCUAUUCUAGUCUGCGCGUCCGGGGCCUGAACAGUCUCGGCGUUAGAAGGACCCCUCAGGGCUGCUGAGCAUUGAGCACACGCAGCAGCCGCUCCUGCUGUACAGGCUUCUCUCUCAAGAGCUCUAGAUAGUUAAGUCAUGACAUAUCAGUUUCAUAACAAUACCUGUAUGUACAACAAUAGCAUUCAAAUAAAAUAAAUGAGUUAUUGGCAGCCAUCUCUGAGCUUUGACAAGCUUUUUUAAUAAAAGGUAUGAUCCUGGUGAGAGCAUAAGAACUGCUUUAUGAAAAGAGUCAGCUGGCAGUUGCUUUUCUGUGCUGUAGUUCACAUCAGUAUGAGUGUUCAUAAGAAAUAAGCAAGUCAGAAAAGGUUGCAUGUUUAUUAAGUUUUUUUCCCCAAAAAAAGCUGACUUCUUUUCAUAUAAUGAAAGCCAAGUACAAAUUCAGAGACUCCUUUUGAAAAUAAGUUCAGUAAACACUUUCUAAAUAAGGCUAUUACUGUAUUUUAGAAUUCUAGGAAUUUUAGCAACAUACCUGUUUGAAAACAUUGACCUAGAGGGUCAGCUGACGAAGUGGGCCGUUAAAGCAAAAUUUCUCGUACUGAACUGAGCCAAGUCAAGUGGUAAAGGGAAGUGGAUGUUAGUUGUGUAACCAUCCGUUUUGCUUAGCAUCAAAGUUAUGAAUGGUUCCUAGAGGUAAUUUAGUCCUUGCAGAUGUUUUCUUUUACUAGAAAAAAUUGUGUAUGAGCAUUUUGUUAACAAUAUCAUUGCUUGGAGACUCUACCUAAUGGGCACAUACAGCAACCACAGUAACACAGCCAGCCUUACUUCAGGCAGGAGCAGCCUGAUCACCUAUCGUUCUCCCAGUUAAUAAAUACGACUAUUCGAGAGACUGAAAUGUUUUAAAGAUAUGAGCAUGAUUUGGAGAAUGUGUUAUUCUAUUAAACUGAUAAAGUUGUUCAUCUGAGAAAACGGAAGAGCAGAAAGCAAAUAGAUCUGCAGUACCGGAAGUUAACCAAGUCACCGGAUUUCCACAGAUGGCCAAAAGUACUAGUAUAAUUGCAGAGGAAGCAGAUGUUGAGGAGGCAAGCGAGGUUGCAUGGUCUCCCCUUUCAAAGGGAGCAAGGAACAGAACUCAGGUUGAAGCAGUGGAAAGCGUGAAGUGCUAGACGAAGAGACUUUGAACUGCCACAGAAAUGAAAAAGAACAGCUGAGCAACAUCUUGGAUUUGCUAAUUACACCAAGCUGCAGUGUUUUCAUCAUGUUCUUCAAACCUAGAACUCUGAAGUCAGUGUAGAGCUGCAACUAAUGCAAUUUUAGAAAGUGAAUGGAAGACUGAGUGUACAGCAGUGUGCUCAGUUUCAAGUUGUGCUGUUCAGCAAUGAUACACUGUGGAAAAAGACACAUUUGUGCUGUUGUUGCAUGUAUCCUUAUAUUUGCAAGCAUUUUAAUCUGUUCCAGGAAAGGUACUCAUCUACGUAAUAAAAUAACUAGAAAAAUCUUCCUCCAGGCAACAACUAUCAGUCCAGCAGGUCAGCUCUGUAGAGGAAAACCUGCUCAAAAUGUAAUAACACCCUUAAAAGAUAACAGAACUUUUAUCAUUGCCUCGUACUUUGAUGACAGAGAAAGCAAAGUCACCCGUGUGAUUGGGAUUGUUCACCAUGAAGAUGUAAAAGAACUUUACUGCUGGUUCUGCUGUCAGCCUCAUGGUGAAAUACAGGUGACCAAUGCCGAAAUUGAUGUUCAUUCCGAUAGAUUUGGAUUCCCUUACGGUGCAGCAGACAUAGUUUGUCUGGAACCCCAAAACUGCGAUCCAACACAUGUGUCGAUCCAUUGGUCCCCACAUGGAAAUAUUGACCAGCUGCCAAGUUUUGAAAUUAGAAACCGCAAGGCCGAGACCUUUUCUGUUGACUUCACUGUCUGCAUCUCUGCCAUGUUCGGAAAUUACAACAAUGUCUUGCAGUUUAUACAGAGUAUGGAGAUGUAUAAGAUUCUUGGGGUACAGAAAGUGGUGAUCUAUAAGAACAGCUGCAGCCAGCUGAUGGAGAAAGUUUUGAAGUUUUAUAUGGAAGAAGGAACCGUAGAGAUAAUUCCCUGGCCAAUACAUUCACACCUCAAGGUUUCUUCUAAAUGGCACUUUUCUAUGGAUGCCAAAGAUAUUGGCUACUAUGGACAAAUCACAGCUUUGAAUGACUGUAUAUAUCGUAACAUGCAGAGGAGCAAGUUUGUAGUUCUUAAUGAUGCUGAUGAAAUAAUUCUUCCCCUUAAGCACCCAGACUGGAAAACAAUGAUGAGCAGUCUUCAAGAACAAAACCCAGGGACUGGCAUUUUCCUCUUUGAGAAUCAUAUCUUCCCUGAAACCAUAUCCACCCACACGUUCAACAUUUCGUCCUGGAAUAACGUGCCAGGUGUUAACAUACUGCAGCACGUUCACAGAGAGCCAGACAGGAAAGAGGUUUUCAAUCCCAAAAAAAUGAUAAUCGAUCCGAGAAAGGUGGUUCAGACUUCGGUCCACUCCGUCCUACGUGCUUAUGGGAACAGUGUGAGUGUUCCCGUGGAUGUUGCCCUUGUUUAUCAUUGUCGAGUGCCCCUCCAAGGAAACCUUCCCCGAGAGUCCCUCAUCAGGGAUACAACGCUGUGGAGAUAUAACUCGUCAUUAAUCAUGAAUGUUAACAAAGUGCUACGUGAAACAGUACCGCAAGCUCAAAAGUGAAACCUUGGUUGUAAGGAAGGAAAGUGGAGAGCGUGUCCAUGGCGGGGGCAGAGGGUAUCACUUAAAGCUCACAUUGGAAAUAUUUCCAGACAAAGAUUGUUGUAAAGCUUUGGGGGAAACGUUCCUUUUAUGCACUGUAUGAGGGUAAAUCUAUUUUAUCUGUGACCUGAAAUAAGGCACUCAGUGAAGAUAAUUUCAGAACUAAAGAGCUUGUAUUUGAGUCAAGAGAAGCAAUUCAAUUAGUCCUCAGUCCUCUGACUUGUAGAGAGGUGUCUGGAGAACUUUGGCAAAAGCCUGAUGAUACUGUUACAUGUUGUUGCAGGAAACCUUAUGAAUCAAAAUUUUUUUUGAACUCAGGGACUCAUCACUUUGUAGAAAUAAUAUAUAUCUUUAGUUACAAAAGUUAAGUGCUGGGUAAGCUAAAAUUUUAAGUGCAGCAGUUAAACUAAGAGAGGCAUUGCAAUAAGCAUUUAACAUUACGUUCUCCCCAGUAAUACACUGCAGAUUUAGGAUCAUCUGUUGUUCACAGGAGGCAAAUCUUAAAAUUUAUGGCACUCACCAUUAGAAAAUAUCCCACCAAGAAUGUUCAUAGAACUUAGAGUUCCAAAUUGGGCAUUAUCACGUGAAUGUCCACAGUAGCAGUUGCUGUCUCUAAGAUCCAAAGCUUGAACAGUAGAGCUUAUAAGGUAAAAGUACUAGUGUGAAUGACUGGAUUUCAUCAUCAUGUAAUUAUCAGAGUUUCAUUUAUUAGUUUUCACUGAUUUGCAAUUUGAAAAUAUAAUGGCUCAUGUGUGUUUCUCUAUUUUA
Messenger RNA from Dromaius novaehollandiae (emu), 4536 nucleotides. RefSeq lists its product as uncharacterized. The transcript is spliced from 3 exons. The coding region runs from base 2398 to 3729 and encodes 443 amino acids. Lineage: Eukaryota; Metazoa; Chordata; Aves; Casuariiformes; Dromaiidae. The record is from RefSeq and is a predicted model, not a curated record. Gene Ontology annotation, molecular function: glycosyltransferase activity. Gene Ontology annotation, cellular component: cytoplasm.